Molecule: messenger RNA, 372 nt
Organism: Cooperia oncophora
Lineage: Eukaryota; Metazoa; Nematoda; Chromadorea; Rhabditida; Trichostrongylidae
Source: the annotation of a GenBank genome assembly
AUGAUGGGAGCUUCUUCAGACGCAGACAAGGACAAUCUAAAGAAGACCAUCACGGCCGUUACACAGAGAAAACUUCUGAUAGUAGCGGACAAGGAUCCGCGAGUCUGGCCUAUGUGCUACGAGUAUGGCAAAUUAGGACACCUGCGUGCACAAUGCAAUAACGAGCAGGGGAGACCCCUCCUAAAGAAAUGGAGAGAGGCAGGUAUUGAAGUAGCCUUGUAUUUAGAUGAUGGCCUCAUUUGGGCAAGUUCCGCACAGCUAUGCGAAGAAUCCGUGAGGAUUGUUAGAGAAGAUUUGAAGUUAGCAGGUGUCACCAUGGCGAACGCUGUCGGACCCGGACCAAAGCAUUUCGUGGUUGGGACACGUGUUUGA